AGCCUGUGCGGUCGCAGAGAGGAGGACUAACCGCUCCGGUCUGCACUUCUCCAAAUGCCACCGGACACCGACAGCGGCCACGGACCGGACGGACAUCAGCGGCGGGACCGCGACGCACGCGACUCACCGGGAACAUGGCGGCGGGAACAACAACCUGCUCCGUACCGUGUAGACGAUAAAUCAGAGAAACGACGCGGUUGGCGGGCUGGCAACGGAGGAGCAUCACUCAACACAGAGGCAAUGAAGGGAAACCUGAAGGCAGCAGCCUGUUUCUAAGCAACAACAAUAGCAACACAGCGUGCCGUUCAACACACACCAUGGGCUACAAGAUCCCUGGGGCGGCGAUGGACCGAGUCAGCCUGCUGUGGCGUCUGAGGCGUCGGGCUCGCCGUGGAGUUCUCUGCAUGGCCUUCUUCUGCAUCUCCAUGGCCCUGCUCUACGCCAUCUGUGCUGAAAACAGUGUGCCCGUCACUGACGCCAUCUUUGGUGUCCAGGCUCGGACACGGGCUCAGCCUCGUGCACACUCUGUCAUCAAGGUGCUGCGAGGCGGAGCCAAGCCCAUGUACAUCGACCCUCAGAAGCUCCCAGGUGUUGUCCCAGGUGACCCUCACCGUCCAAUCCCUGUCCUCUCCUCCCCAAACCACACCCAUGAAGCCGAGGAAGGGCUGUCAAAGCGGAAGCCGAGAGAGCGGGAGACCGCUGGGUUUUUCUCUCGUCUGCUGCCGCGCCCCUUCACGCGUGCCCUGGAGACCCUGUUUGGAGGCCGCCGCAGAGGGGAGCUGAGUGGCAGAGUGGGGGAUGCUGAGUUCUUCGGACCUCACGGGCUUUUGGGAGAGGUGUGGGAUGACGAGAUGUCCAGUAACAUGCUGGGAAGCAGACUGAGGAAGGUGGUGCAGAAUUACCAGGCAAUGAAUAAGUACGGAGUCGAGUUCUCCGGCCCUGGCGGAGUGUCUAGCAGGCCUAAGUUGAGUGGUCCUGAGCUUCUCUGCCAGAUGAAGGAGAAGGUAGAGGUCACAACUUUGACGUCUGACCUCCAGCCCUUCUCGUCGGUGCCCUGGGCCGCACAACUGCCACCAAACCAGCUGACCUCUGACCUGGGGCCGUACAGGAGUUGUGCUGUGGUGUCAUCAGCAGGGUCCCUCCGCAACUCUGGACUUGGCAAAGAGAUAGACUCUCAUGAUGCUGUGCUGCGCUUCAACGCCGCGCCGACCACUGGCUAUGAGAAGGAUGUCGGUUCAAAAACUACUAUCCGCCUCAUCAAUUCACAGGUGAUGGCAUCUGAUGACCAUCGCUUUCUGUCGAGCUCUCUGUACAGCUCGGGUGCUCUGGUGGCCUGGGACCCCGCCCCCUUCUCUGCUGACCUCACUCAGUGGUACAACAGGACGGACUAUCCCAUCUUCACCCAGUACCAGAGAUACAGGAGGGUUCAUCCUAUGCAGCCCUUCUACAUCCUGCAUCCUCGCUUUGAGUGGCAGGUCUGGCAACGAAUACAAGACAACAUGGCCGAGCCCAUCCAGAAGAACCCGCCUUCCUCUGGCCUGCUCGGCACUGUCCUGAUGAUGUCGCUGUGCGAGUUGGUGCACGUUUACGAGUUCCUGCCAUCCCGCAGGAAGACGGAGCUUUGCCAUUACUACCAGCGCUUCUAUGAUGCCGCCUGCACACUUGGCGCCUACCACCCUCUGCUGUACGAGAAGAACCUGGUCAAGCGGAUGAACCAGGGGUCUGACCGAGACAUCUACUCCCAUGGGCGCGUCAAGCUGCCUGGGUUCAGAAAGCUGAACUGCACCCAGGCUGCUGGAGGUUUACCCAACCAUUGACUGGGAAAUACAGGAAUAGUGAAGCACACAAACACACACACACACACACACACACACACACACACACACACACACGCACACACACACACACAAUGAGCAUGAAGACACGUUAACAUGAGGACAGACGCAUGAACACUUCAUUCUCACUGCCAGAACAAAAGGAACGCUGUGCCACUCACUAUAAAUACUACAUGCUGUUGCUAUAGGCUGUAAACAACUCACGUACAAACACACACACACACACACACACACACACAUUCACACACACACAAACUGGCGUCAACUGAUAGAUGUGCCUGCUGUUCACACAUAAUCUUAUGAGGAUGUUCCACUGAUACUGUUCAUCUCUGAAAUCAAUCUUUAAAGGACCAUGCCACUGUUUUUAAGGUUUACGGCAGUUACUUUAAUGUAUACUUUUAAGAGAAAUUAAUUAGCCAAGUCUUUUACAAAGCAUGCUACCAGGUUUUAGAUACAGUAUCUUUCAAACAAAAAUCAGCUCCUGCCCACCGUCAACACUUACUGGCAAAUUUAUGGAAGAGGUAAAAUAAAUAUAUACAAUGGGGCGUGAAAAAAUAAACUACAAUGUAGCCUUAAGUACUUAAAGUUGAUUAAAUAUGAAUGACCAAAAUCAAGAAAGAAAGACUUGAAACUUGAUUAAGAAACAUUAUCUGUCACAGUAAACAAAGGAUGUAAUUGCAUUGCCAUUUAAGUACAAGUCUAUUGUUAUUCUACAAAUCCCAUAAGAAGACCAGAAACAGAAGAAAUAAUAAGAAGAAAUAAUAUAUUAUGAUGAAUCCACCUCUGAGUAUUUAACCUGAGCUUUUUCUGUGGUAAACUCUUGCAUCCAUAAAUGUUCAUGAAUAUACUUUUAGUCUCUUAUUGCACCUUAGCAGUGACAAAAUAAACAAAAAUGAUGAUCUCUAAAAGGCUCAUUAUGCUCAACAUAAGAUAUACGGAGCCUUCUGUGUAUGUUCUGCACCCAGUACGUCCGUAUUCUGUGUUUUCCGAUGGCUUACGGACAUGCACUAAACGGAGCAGUAUCACCAGAAAUUGAGAUACUACAGUAGCCAAAGAACACUUUUAAAAAACAUGGCAUAAUCGAACAAAUCUAAAAUUUAGUGAAUAGAAUUCUCAGUCCAAAUGUCGUGAUGUAUUAAAUGGCCUUGCAGACCACUGCUGUCUACAACUUGUUAUUGUUACGACCUCCUCCACAGUUUGUUGAGGAGUGAAACUUUUGACUCUGCCCUCUAGUGCCAUAUUGGAUGUGUAGUAUAUGCCAACAUAAAUGAUGCAUGGAAGUAUGAGAGCAGUGCAGUUUACAAUAUUAAAAACGAACGACAUCUAUUUUUGUACGUAAACAGAUUACUAAUGAGCAUUACGCUUUCACACUUUCAUGUAUAUCAAUCAAGUCUGAAGUCUAAAUGCAAACAGCAGGCACUGGAAACUGCACAUCAGUAAUAUGACACACACAAUUUUGUGUUUUAUGGGACUGAAACAUGUCAAAUUAGUGGUAUGGUCCUUUAAUCUAAAUCUAAUCAUGAAACAAACCAAGUUCGUAAACCGAGCCCCCAGAGAAGUGGGUCUGUAGCCAAAUAAACCUCAUUCCUCAUCACACAUUACAAAACAACUACCACGCACACCUGUACAGAGAGGGCCUUUACAUUUUGUGUAUAUACUGUAAGAUAUUACACUGUGAGGCGCUACGCUCACUCUUUCACUCCCAUCUUGAUUUUUACUUUGAAACCAAAUCACAAAUGUUACUUUCCUUUUGAUUGUUGUUUCACAUUGAGCUCGACUGUCCUAAAAGGAGCUGCCUGUGGAGUAGUUUUUUCUUUGUUUUGUGGUAGUGCCUAGAUCAGUUUCUGGAUCAGUUUUUCACUGCCGAUAAUGCUUCCCUAACAUCCGAUCAUACUGAGGACCAAUCUGAUUCACUGCUGUUACUCAGCUCACUUUAAAUUAGUCUUGCGAGUUCAUAAAGACGUACAAUCAAAUGGCACAUAUAUGCAUGAAUAAGACAGAAAAUGCUGCGGUUUUGCUUUGGUUUCAGACAAGUUUCUUGUGGCUUGGAUUUUAGUUUGGGGAUUUUUUUUUACAGCUCUAUUUUCAGAGCUCGAUAAACACUUGGCUAGAAGUCAGCAGUUUCCUCCAAAUGUGAUUGCAUUUGUUCUCAGACUUUACUUACUGUGGUGAGUAGUCUCCACAACUCCACGCCACACAAAGGAGCCUGUGAGUCACAGUUAAAGUACGCCCACAUUAAGCUGGUUAAAUUUAAAAAUGCGUCUCCUCCUCUCCUC
This is a messenger RNA of Plectropomus leopardus (leopard coralgrouper), 4111 nucleotides long. The record is from RefSeq and is a predicted model, not a curated record. Lineage: Eukaryota; Metazoa; Chordata; Actinopteri; Perciformes; Serranidae.